CGGAGUUGCGCGCCGGUCCCUGGGCCGGGGCCGGGCUCGGGCCUGCGAUGCCUCAAGAUGGCGGAGCUGGGCGAAUUAAAGCACAUGGUGAUGAGUUUCCGGGUGUCUGAGCUCCAGGUGCUCCUUGGCUUUGCUGGCCGGAACAAGAGUGGACGGAAGCACGAGCUCCUGGCCAAGGCCCUGCACCUUCUCAAGUCCAGCUGCGCCCCCAGCGUCCAGAUGAAGAUCAAAGAGCUUUACCGCCGCCGCUUUCCCCGAAAAACCCUGGGGCCCUCUGAUCUCUCCCUGCUUUCUCUGCCCCCCGGCACCCCUCCUGUGGGUGCCCCUGGCCCUCUGGCUCCUAUCCCCCCUGCCCUCUUGGCCCCUGGCACCCUGCUUGGCCCCAAGCGUGAAGUGGACAUGCACCCAUCUCUGUCCCAGCCUGUGCACCCCGACGUCACCAUGAAACCACUGCCCUUCUAUGAAAUCUAUGGAGAGCUCAUCCGGCCCACCACCCUUGCAUCCACUUCCAGCCAGCGGUUCGAGGAAGCACACUUCACCUUUGCCCUGACCCCCCAGCAAGUGCAGCAGAUCCUCACGUCCAGAGAGGUUCUGCCAGGAGCCAAAUGCGAUUAUACCAUCCAGGUGCAGCUCAGGUUCUGUCUCUGUGAGACCAGCUGCCCCCAGGAGGAUUAUUUUCCCCCCAACCUCUUUGUCAAGGUCAAUGGGAAACUGUGCCCCCUGCCGGGUUACCUUCCCCCUACAAAGAAUGGGGCUGAGCCCAAGAGACCCAGCCGCCCCAUCAACAUCACCCCCCUGGCUCGACUCUCGGCCACUGUCCCCAACACCAUCGUGGUCAACUGGUCAUCUGAGUUUGGACGGAAUUACUCCUUGUCGGUGUACCUGGUGAGGCAGUUGACUGCGGGGACCCUGCUACAAAAGCUCAGAGCAAAGGGCAUCCGGAACCCAGACCACUCCCGGGCGCUGAUUAAGGAGAAACUGACUGCUGACCCAGACAGUGAGGUGGCCACGACGAGUCUCCGGGUGUCACUCAUGUGCCCGCUGGGGAAGAUGCGCCUGACUGUCCCUUGUCGCGCCCUCACCUGCGCCCACCUGCAGAGCUUCGAUGCUGCCCUUUACCUGCAGAUGAAUGAGAAGAAGCCGACAUGGACGUGUCCCGUGUGUGACAAGAAGGCUCCCUAUGAAUCUCUGAUCAUUGAUGGUUUAUUCAUGGAGAUUCUUAAUUCCUGCUCGGAUUGUGAUGAGAUCCAAUUCAUGGAAGAUGGUUCCUGGUGCCCAAUGAAACCCAAGAAGGAGGCAUCUGAGGUUUGCCCCCCGCCAGGGUAUGGGCUGGAUGGCCUCCAGUACAGUCCAGUCCAAGAGGGCACGCCCUCUGAGAAUAAGAAGAAGGUUGAAGUCAUCGAUCUGACAAUAGAAAGCUCGUCUGAUGAGGAGGACCUGCCCCCGACCAAGAAGCACUGUCCUGUCACCUCCGUGGCUCUCCCGGCCCUGCCCGGGAGCAAAGGAGUCCUGACGUCCGCUCACCAGCCGUCUUCGGUGCUGCGAAGCCCGGCCAUGGGCGCGCUGGGCGGGGAGUUCCUGUCCAGCCUCCCGCUGCACGAAUACCCGCCUGCCUUCCCGCUGGGGGCUGACAUCCAAGGUUUAGAUUUAUUUUCUUUUCUUCAGACUGAGAGUCAGCACUACGGCCCCUCCGUCAUCACCUCACUAGACGAACAGGAUGCCCUCGGCCACUUCUUCCAGUACCGAGGGGCCCCUUCCCAUUUCCUGGGCCCGCUUGCCCCCACGUUGGGGAGCUCUCACCGCAGCACCACUCCAGCACCCCCUCCUGGCCGUGUCAGUAGCAUCGUGGCCCCUGGGGGGCCCUUGAGAGAGGGGCACGGAGGACCCCUGCCUGCAGGUCCCUCUCUGGCUGGCUGCCGAUCAGACAUCAUUUCCCUGGACUGAGUCCCCAGAAUUCUGGAACCUUCGCUGCCUCCCAGCACUCAGCAAGUAUAUUGUGGAGUCUGAGUCUCUGGCCACUGACCCCUCGGGGCUUUGGCCAAAGGCCAGAAAGACCUUCCUGGACACUUUUUGGCUCAUCGUUGCCUAACAAGGCCAGCACCCAGAGGGUUAAUAUUUAACCUUUUUUUAAGGACAUUUGGGGUGUAAUUUUGGAAACGCUCUAGAUGGCGGCUGCAGUCUUCGGCUGUGUUAGCCGAGGCAGGCGAGGGGAUGGGCCUUGGAGUGAGGCUGGAUCUCAGCCCGACUGUCAGGAAGCUGGUGGGGAAGGGCCCUUCGCUGGUCCCUCAGACGCCCCCUCCGCAUCCCCAGACACAUGGCUCUGUUCCCCCAACUUCCACCGACUGUUUCCAUGUCCAUUCCGACUUCUUUGUCCAAACGGACAGGCGGACAAAGUGAUACAGGCAGACAGAUGGACAGAGAACUCUAUUUUGGGUUGCAGAUUUUUUGUAUAUAAACAAGAAAAACCAAAAUACUCCAAAGAUGACUUCCCGUGUGACUGAGGAGGAGAUAAGGCCUUUGUCCUGAUCCCCGAGGCUUGGGGGCAGGGCCUGGCCUAUUGCCUGGGUCUCUAUUUAUAUAUUUAAGUUCAUGUUGUUCCUUGUGCCCACCAGCCCAGGGCCUGAGCUUUUGGCUGCCCCCGGCCCUGAGGUGAGACUUGGCUCAUUUUGCACCUUUCCUGGGAGGUGGGAGGACCCUCGUGCUCUCUCCAAUCUCCUUUUUUUAAGGCUUUUCCAGAGCCUAGCACCUAUGUUCUAAUUUUACUUUUUAUUCCCAAAGUUGUAGCAACGUUCUCAUCCAUAAUAAAGAUUGUGAAUGUUCUGAGAGCGUCAUGGCGGCGGGCAGGGAGGGGAUCACGCGCUUCGCUUCCCAGGCCCCUGGUCUGGGGGAAGGUCUGUGUUCUGUUCUUCCUUCCCUGGUCCUGGACCCGACUGAGUUCCUCAUCCACAUGGUCAGAGCGCCACGCUGAGAAUUUCCAAGGACACUUGUUUCUUCCUCCUCCCUCCACCCCACUCCGCCCAGUGCUGUCCUUCCUUGGCCUUACCCGCCCAGAUGCUUCAGCCAGAGCCCGAGGGCAAACUUGGUCCCAGUGCUGACCCUCUCGUUGUCCUCUGCCGUGACUGGCGUGGUCCGCAGCAGUGUGCCCAGGGGCAGGGCCAGGGGCCGAGUGCCUCCAUCCGCCUCCACACCUACGGCACUGCGUGGUGAUAAGGCUGUCUUCAUAACUGUCAGGGCCCCUCAUCUUCCCAACUGUUGGGGGAGCUGGGGAGCUGGGUGCUGACCUUAACCAUUUAACCCAAGGCGGGUUAAAUGACUUGUGCCUGAGGGAGAGGGGCACUGGGUCUUCAGGGCUGUGCAGCUGGAGCAGGAACUCCUGAGUGGCAGGCUUCAUUAUCACUUAGCUGACUCCUGUCAUGCCCUCCCGCCUCCCGUGAUGCCCCCAGGAGGGGAUAGCAGCUGCACCUCUCAGUGGGUAAGUGCUGGCGUGUUGGAGGCCCUGGAGAAGCUCUUACUUACGGGACUGAGGGUGGCAGGCCCUGGAGGCCUGGCCCAGGAGUCUUGGUUCCAUCCUCUGAGGCAGCCACCACAGCGGCUACAUCUGGUCCCAGCCACGUGAGGGCGCUCACCUCACUUGGGUUUGGCUGGAUCCGGGCCUAGGGCCACACAAGUUUCUCCCUGAGUCUCCUCCCUUCCCUCUGGGGAAACCUGUCCUUGAUGGCAGUUUAUUGGCUGCUAAGGACAGAGAUUUGGCAGGAGCUGGGGAGAGGCUCUAGGAUUUCUGGAUGAUUUCUGACCUCCCACCUUCCCUACCCUAAUUACAGUCAGAACCAUCCCCUCCCCCCGGCACCUGCAGUUGCUGCUGGGACUCCUGGGAGACCACAAGUAGAUAGAGGACGAUAUGAUGGUAUUUGGGGAGCCCCCAGCUCAGCCUGGGCGGGUAGGCAGACUGAAAGAAAAGAAAGUGAGGAUGACUUGUGUGGAGAGACGCAGCUGAGGAAGUGGGUGGAGGUGGUGCAGCAUCGACACAGGUGAGGGUGGUGGGCUCAGGGACUCGGAACCGCCCACCCUCCAUUGUUACCCUGUGGCCAGGGCCUGGGCUGUUGGGAGUUGUUGAGGCUCUUGGUUAAAUUGGCAAGGAGCCCGCCCAGGUUCCCUCCUCACCUCCCAUAACCCCAGAGGGACCCAGGAGAACCCGCCCUGGCGCAGCCGCAGCCCAGUCUCCUCCCGGAGCUCUCGGAGGCCGCCAUCCAGCAGCUGGGAGUCAGAGGACACGUCAGAGGUCAGUCCUUUGGCCCCUUCAGCCCACACCCAAGGUGUGGUGGACAGGUCUGGUGGACAGGUCUGGGUUCGGGCAAGGUGCCCUUUGGGUCAGCUGAGUGGUUACCUCUUCAUCAGGUUCUGCGUGCCCACCUGGAACGACAGCAGAACCUGAAGGUGG
Messenger RNA from Talpa occidentalis (Iberian mole), 4438 nucleotides. It is a transcript of the gene PIAS3, whose product is annotated as protein inhibitor of activated STAT 3. The coding region runs from base 58 to 1944 and encodes 628 amino acids. The record is from RefSeq and is a predicted model, not a curated record. Gene Ontology annotation, biological process: regulation of transcription by RNA polymerase II; protein sumoylation. NCBI's taxonomy places the organism in Eukaryota, Metazoa, Chordata, Mammalia, Eulipotyphla, Talpidae. Gene Ontology annotation, molecular function: transcription coregulator activity; zinc ion binding; SUMO ligase activity. The transcript is spliced from 14 exons.